Molecule: messenger RNA, 2410 nt
Organism: Centruroides sculpturatus (bark scorpion)
Lineage: Eukaryota; Metazoa; Arthropoda; Arachnida; Scorpiones; Buthidae
Gene: Hsc70-5
Product: stress-70 protein, mitochondrial-like
Exons: 17
Coding region: 93-2153 (686 amino acids)
Biological process (GO): protein refolding; cellular response to unfolded protein
Cellular component (GO): mitochondrion; cytoplasm
Molecular function (GO): heat shock protein binding; ATP-dependent protein folding chaperone; ATP hydrolysis activity
Source: RefSeq, a predicted model, not a curated record
GGCGUUGCCUGCCUUUCAUUUCAUCAUCUUUUUCUACCGUCGUAUGUAAGAGGAGUAGCACGUGCUGAUAUCGUAACCUUUACACAAAAGAAAUGAUGAGUUUAGUCAGGAAGUCGUGUUUAAACGUGUUAAAUGCACACAGGAACGUCAAUUUAAACAGAAAUCUCUCCCUUUACGAAAAGACUAACAGUUUUGCAAAAUAUGGAAAGAAUGUAUUACAGAAAAGAUACAAAUCUGACACAGUUAAAGGAACUGUUAUCGGAAUCGAUCUUGGCACCACAAACUCUUGUGUUGCAGUCAUGGAGGGAAAGACCGCCAAGGUGAUUGAGAACACAGAAGGAUCUAGAACGACGCCCUCCGUUGUUGCCUUCACACAGGACAAUGAGAGACUUGUUGGUAUGCCUGCCAAAAGACAGGCCAUCACCAAUGCUUCCAAUACAUUUUCUGCCACAAAACGACUCAUCGGUAGAAGAUUUGACGAUCCUCAACUUCAGAAAGAUUUAAAAUCUUUUUCAUAUAAAGUAGUUAAAGCUUCAAAUGGCGAUGCUUGGAUAGAAGCACAUGGAAAGAUGUAUUCUCCCAGUCAGAUUGGAGCAUUUAUUUUAAUGAAGAUGAAAGAAACUGCAGAGGCUUACAUUGGUCAUCCUGUAAAAAAUGCCGUAAUUACAGUUCCUGCAUAUUUUAAUGAUUCUCAAAGACAAGCCACCAAAGAUGCCGGUCAGAUUGCAGGAUUAAAUGUCUUGAGAGUGAUCAACGAGCCCACGGCUGCAGCACUUGCUUACGGAAUGGACAAAACAGAUGAUAAGGUAAUUGCAGUAUAUGAUCUUGGUGGAGGAACUUUUGAUAUCUCCGUUCUUGAAAUUCAGAAGGGUGUCUUUGAAGUCAAGUCUACGAAUGGAGAUACGUUUUUGGGUGGUGAAGAUUUUGAUAAUUAUCUUGUAAACUUCUUAGUUAAAGAAUUCAAGAGAGAUCAAGGUAUUGAUUUGACAAAAGACAAUAUGGCAAUGCAACGUCUGAAAGAAGCUGCUGAAAAGGCAAAAAUUGAAUUGUCUUCUUCUCUCCAAACUGAUAUAAAUUUGCCAUAUCUCACAAUGGAUUCUUCUGGACCAAAACACAUGAAUAUAAAACUUUCCAGGUCAAAGUUUGAAAGUCUGGUACAGGACAUCAUUAAAAAGACUGUUGAGCCUUGUAAAAAAGCCAUGAGUGAUGCCGAAGUUAAGCAGAGUGACAUAGGAGACGUAAUUCUUGUUGGUGGAAUGACAAGAAUGCCAAAAGUUCAGGAAGUUGUUCAAGAAAUAUUUGGUAAAAUGCCAAGUAAAGCUGUAAAUCCUGAUGAAGCAGUAGCAGUUGGUGCAGCUAUUCAGGGAGGAGUUUUAGCAGGAGAUGUUACAGAUGUUCUCUUGUUAGAUGUAACACCAUUGUCUUUAGGUAUAGAAACACUAGGAGGAGUAUUUACAAAGUUAAUAAAUCGUAACACAACUAUUCCUACUAAAAAGAGCCAGGUGUUUUCCACUGCAGCCGAUGGCCAGACCCAAGUAGAAAUUAAAGUCUGUCAAGGAGAAAGAGAGAUGGCUGCCGAUAAUAAAUUACUGGGACAGUUUUCAUUGGUUGGCAUACCUCCCGCACCCAGGGGAGUUCCACAGAUUGAAGUCUCCUUUGACAUCGAUGCUAACGGAAUCGUUCACGUGUCUGCAAGAGAUAGAGGAACCGGAAAAGAACAACAAAUCGUUAUUCAAUCAUCGGGAGGAUUAAGUAAAGACGAGAUAGAAAAUAUGGUUAAAAAUGCGGAGAUGUUUGCAGAACAGGAUAAGAAGAAAAAGGAAAUGGUCGAAAUCAUCAACCAAGCAGAAAGCAUCAUCCACGAUACGGAAAGCAAAAUGGAAGAAUUCAAGAGCCAGCUUCCUGCCGAAGAGUGUGAGAAGUUAAAGGAACAAAUAGCCAAAUUGAGAGAGAAAAUAGCUAAUCAAGCAAACGAAAGUAUGGAAGAUAUCAGAAAUGCCAAACAGGAACUUCAACAGGCGUCACUUAAACUCUUCGAAAUGGCCUACAAAAAGAUGGCAUCGGAACGAGAAUCGACGUCGUCGUCUGAACAAACAUCUUCCAGCGAAUCGACAGAAGAACCCGAAAAAGCCAAGAAGGAAGAUAAGAAUUAAAGAGAAAAAUGAAAUUGUAGAGUAACAGUAAUAAAAACUAGAGUCAUAAAUUGUUUAUUCUUUCAUUAUUGUCGGUUCAGACUUUUACUUUUCAGGACCUAUCAUGCUGUAAACAUAAUCAUUGGAUGCCUCCUCAUUUGUAGUUAUGUAAAAUUUUAUUCUCUUGUUUUCAGUUUAUAGUUCGUUUGUUCCGAUGGAAGCACAUUCCACAAUUGCCAUUGUAUUUAUAUUUAAUAAAAUAAAGAGAAAAUUUGAAA